This is a messenger RNA of Python bivittatus (Burmese python), 1013 nucleotides long. RefSeq names its product cystatin F (gene CST7). Gene Ontology annotation, biological process: negative regulation of microglial cell activation; positive regulation of myelination; immune response. Gene Ontology annotation, cellular component: endoplasmic reticulum; Golgi apparatus; lysosome. NCBI's taxonomy places the organism in Eukaryota, Metazoa, Chordata, Lepidosauria, Squamata, Pythonidae. The record is from RefSeq and is a predicted model, not a curated record. Gene Ontology annotation, molecular function: cysteine-type endopeptidase inhibitor activity.
GGGUGUAAGAAGUUGCUGCUUUGCUCCUAUGCUGUUUAUGGUAAAGCAAGACAACAAUGUUCUUUGGCUGGAGGGUGAUUACUCUUUGCUUUCUGCUUCUCUGUGAUGUGCCCAACUCUUCAGCUGAUGCCCCCGGGCAGUUGCCCAAUUCAUCGAUUCAACCUGGAUCUCUUGUCCCUGUAAAGACAAAUGACCCCACAGUUCAAAGAGCUGCUAGGCUUGGGGUUUAUAAAUACAACAACAGUUCAAAUGAUCUCUUUUUGUUCAAAGAAUCUCACAUCAAUAAAGCCACGAUGCAGAUUGUGAAAGGAGUGAAAUACAGACUGGAUGUCGAUAUCCGCCGGACUGUAUGCAGCAAAAGAAUACCGCAUCCCAACUUGGACAGAUGUGAUUUCCAGAAGAACAAGAUACUGAGAAAAAUAUUCACAUGCUAUUUUGAAAUCUGGUUUAUCCCUUGGGAGCAGAAAGUCCAUGUCUCCAUCGUCAUCUGCCACUUACCUCUCUCUAAUAAAGUCUAUUGAUGUUGCAUGUUAAUUUUUUAUCAACUGGUACACCACAACUUGUCCAUAAAGACACUGGACUGCAAACAGUUGUGGGUUCUUUUGCUUUUCUUUGCAUAUAUUUUAAUGGAGAGUGACAAUUGUAUAUAUGAUCAUCCUUUUCCCACCUGUCUUGCUGUGGAGAAAGUAUCAGUAAGUCCUUGUUGUGCACAAUGUGUCCUGGCUUUCAUGCCUCAGAAACAGAUCCGAUAAGGGAUCCAAGGAGGGAGGUCCAAGGAGGGCAAGUGACAAAAACAGUUUCAUGCCAUCAGCUCCACCCCUUUUGUAGAGGCACCAUGAUGAUGCAUGCAGGUACCAAAGGGGAGCACAUGUAACACAAAAGAACGAGGCUGCUUUGGUCAUCUUGAUGAAAGCGUCAGAUCUUACAGAUGCCUCUGAGACAAGAUGGAAUCAGUAGAUCAGUUGUGGUAGAACAAAUACAGACAUUAUAUAGCAGGGUUCCUCAACCUCAGC